Nezara viridula (southern green stink bug) is the source of this 1757-nucleotide messenger RNA. NCBI's taxonomy places the organism in Eukaryota, Metazoa, Arthropoda, Insecta, Hemiptera, Pentatomidae. The record is from the annotation of a GenBank genome assembly.
GUAGAUUCCAAUAAAACAAAUGUUUUGCCAUAUUGUUAUUUUAAUUUGAUUAAUUUGCGUCAUUGUUGUUGUUUUUAUAACUUGAUUUGAAUAUAAUUUUUUUAUACUUUAAGGUAUCUGGAGUUUGGACUUACCUCGUAUUUUGAGCCUUUUGUGGUUUUUAAUUUACAAGAACUUUUACAUUUCUAGAAAAGACUUGGAUCAUACACAUGACUACUGCAAAUACUUCGAUUUCUGACAAAGAAAUAAAGAUAGAAGGAGAAAAUGUCUCUCGGAAGGAUGAAGUGAAGGUGACGAACUUGCUCUCUGAAAUCAGAACAACAGACCUUCCCAAAGAAUCUGCAAUGCAGGUUGAUCAAACUGAGAAAUGUGAAGAGAAGGAUUCUACGUCAAAGAGUAAGGAAGGAGAAUUAAAAGACAUCGAUAAUAGAAUAGAUUCGGAGAAAGGUAAGGAAAAACAAGGAGAUAAAAAGGAAGAGGAGGCCAAGAAAGUGAAUAAUGGAGCAAAAACGGCAAAAGAAGUCGAGAAAUUGGAGAAUGGGAACAAAAAAGUAGAAGAAGGAAAAAAAGCAGCAAGUGGAGAAAAAAUAGAAGAAGGUGUAAAGAAAGUAGAAAAAAGUGACAAAAAGACGGACGACAAGAAGAAUGAAAAUUCUCAAAAAUCUUCAAAAACAGGAAAGUUAUCUCCUUUAGCCGCUUAUUUCCUAGAUUGGGACAAGUUCACGACGAAACAGAAAGUAGAUAUUGAACGGUUUAUAAGAGAAAAAGCCGAAAGGAUGGGAGCUUCUUCGAAGUUAAAGCCUGGGGUGAGAACGUUCUCUGAGAGGGAGAGGAAUUGGUUCAGGUGGAAUGCGAUUAGAAAUCGUCGUAGGAGAGAAGCCAUAAGAAGGAUGGAGUCAUCGAGAUCUGAAAGACCACGACCUGGACCGCCACGAGACAGGUACCCUCCGACCAGGUCGAGGGGAGCGGGAGACGCAAGAUACCGCAAUCCUCGAGACGACAGAAGGCUGAGGAGGUACUCCCCACGCCGCGAAUCUGUACCUUGGCGGAGUCCUUGGGCAUCGGCCUCCAUGCCUGUCGAGAACCUGCUGAAGCAAAUGGAGAGGUUCGUGCAGAUGGUGGACAAAUUUCCUCAUGCGAAUAACAUUGUUCCUAUGGAACCGAAAAGGCUGGCUCUGCUGCCCACUCCGAACGGCUACAUUUCUUCAAGGGCGAAUGGACUCGAUGAUGCUAUUAAAGAUAAGCCCCUAUUGAACACAGAGAAGACCUUUGCGCCAUCACCGAGGUGGCCAGUUCAACAAUUCAAAAGCGAAGAAUCUUCCCGAAGGUUCUACGGCAAAGAGCCUACAUCCAGAGACGCGUGGAAGCAAAGGCCUUCGCCGUACAACAGUCGUAGUGGUACUCCUUAUUCAUCUACUGUCCUCAGGAACGGUAAUUGGUCAAAUCGGGAAAGAACCCUUUCCCACACCACAGGGGCGACGCCUUUUCAAGAGAGCAGGUAUAACUGGACAAGAAAGUAACUGUUUACCUACGCUACCACAUAUCGACGCUGAUCCCGCUUGUGCUAAUACAAUUAAAAUUUAGUUCUUCCGUGGCAUACUUGAGUUCUGUUUAGAUUUUAUUGCCACUAAUGGAAAGAUAGAGAAUGUCAUCCUCAGUAAUUAGAAAUAUGAUAAUUAAAUAUUUCGAAGUCAAAUAUCGAAAAAUCACAGAUACUAGCGAGUGGCUCAGAAAUAAAGUGCUACACCUUACAUUAA